AUGGAUUUUCCAGCACUUCCUUAUUUUCCUAUCACUAUUGAUACAGAAUUCUCUCACCUGAGAUAUGCAGUUUGCCAGUGUCUUCAAAGCCAUGAUGCCAAGCGUAGGAAAAUGUUACAGCAUGAGCUGCAAAAACUCUGGAUUAGUGAAUCCAAUCCCAAUUAUGUUAUGGCCCUGCUGUCGGUUAGAACAGGUUUUGAUCUUUUCCUCACGGUCAAGAAUUUUCCACCUGGUUCAGAGGUCAUUAUGUCGGCUAUAAAUAUCCCUGACAUGAUCCCUCUAGAUAUAAGCAUCGACACAUUGGAGCCAAAAAUUGACCUUCUGCCAAAAUUAAUUUCUGCCAAAACGGUAGCCAUUGUUGUAGCUCACUUGUAUGGGAGAAUUAUAAACAUGCAGCCGGUAAUUGAUGCUGCUGCAGAAUUUAACCUUGCUGUUAUAGAAGAUUGUGCUGAAUCAUUCUGUGGUUUCAGCCACAUAGGUCAUCCUGACUCAGAUCUAGCGUUGUUUAGUUUUGGAGUCAUGAAAUUCUACACUUCCUUUGGUGGAUGCAUUGCCAAAGUAAAAGACCAGGAAAUUUUACAGAAAAUGCAGACGUUUUAUGAAACCUACCCUGUACAGACUUCUGGAAUGUACCUGAAAAAAGUGUUAAAGUAUUCUAUAUUGUAUUCAUGGUUGCAAGUUGGAUUCCUUCCAAAGUUUGGUCAAGAGGUUCUCAGCAGACUUGGGGUAGAUUAUAAAUCAUUAUUUGUUGGACUGAUGCGGGGAUUUCCAGAUAAAAUGCUGGAGAUGAUUCGAUGGCAGCCUAGUACAGCACUCCUUGCCACAAUGUUGUAUCGCCAGAAAGCCUUCAAACCGUCCGAGUUUGACUUACAGAAGAUUAAGGGGCAGUACUUUCUACAGAACCUCCCAGAAGGAUUUGAAGCAGUAGGAGAGCAUGCUUACAUAAAUAACUUUUGGUUGUUUCCAGUUUUAGUGGAGGAAGUUGACACAGUAGUGAACACGCUCAAUCUGCUAGGUGUGGAGGCAUACCGCGGAGCCACUCAGCUCAGCAUCGUAGAACCUAGUGGUGGGGAGGAAAGGAGCAGCAUUCUUGACCCACUUAGUCCAAAGGACAAAGCCACCCUGAAUGCUCACUAUCCACACGAAGCCAAGUUUUUGAUUGAUCACGUAAUUUACCUGCCAGUACACAAGCUAGUCCCAAUCUAUAUUCUUGAUCAAAUGCUCAAAAUUUGUUCUUUAGCUAUGAAAUCAUCAAAACAACCCGAUACACGAUUUUUACCUACUAGGAAUAAAUUAUUCAAAUCAAAAUUGUAA
Candidula unifasciata is the source of this 1314-nucleotide messenger RNA. NCBI's taxonomy places the organism in Eukaryota, Metazoa, Mollusca, Gastropoda, Stylommatophora, Geomitridae. The record is from the annotation of a GenBank genome assembly.